GCUGGGACUGGAGGCAGAGGGACCAAGAAGGAAGUAAAAAGAGCAGAGAUCAACGUCAUGGCAGCAUCAAGCCAGCGGAGGUGUAGGGCAGCAAGUAGGACAGCGGGACAUGAUGAGUGAUGAAAGCAGAGCCGAGCAGGGCCAGAGCAGCAGAGGUGAGAAGCAGGACAUGACCGGUGAUGAUUACGAACAGAGGAGGGUCAGGGAUGAAGCCGCACAGGGCAGGACCAGUGAUGACUGCAGAGCCAGCGGGAGUGAGGAAAAGGUGGUGUGGAGAGAAGGACUGGUGGAGGGGGCAAAGGAAGCAUUAUGAAGGAGACCAGUAGACAGUCUGAGUUCUCGUGGCCCUCAGGGGAGAAGUCACAUUCAUGAUGUGCAUGUGCCGUGCAGAUACAGAAUGGUAAAUAGCUCCACCAAUAAUGACCCCUCAGCUACUGUUGGCAAAGUCCGAGAUUUGGCUUCUUUCCGCCGACACUUCCGGAUGGGUUUCAUGACCAUGCCGGCCUCCCAGGACCUGUCCCCUCACUCCUGUGCCUCUGCCAUGGCGCCACGCUCACAGUCUUGCCAUGCUGUUGGUGCCGGAGAUACGAGCCUAGAGAAUGGAGAUUACUCUGACACCCAGUCCCAACACGGUGGCCGCUGCCCACCAGCCAAACCCAAACGCCAUCCCAGCACUCGCCUCAGCUCCUCAUCCGCUGACAGCAGAGGACCUCCUGAGACACCACCACCUCCUCCACCCACUCAUUCACAGGCCAAACACUCAGACAAGAAAAAUGUGAUGAAAAAGUCUGACUCUGGAGAGAUUGGAGCAAAGAAGGUGCCUCCUUUGAAGCCCAAAAGAAGCCCCAGCACCCAGCUUUCCUUUGACCCUUUUCCUCCACGUGUGCCUCCUUCUGCCACAUCCCUGCCUUUCCAGGCCACAGACUCUCAGAUUCAGACAGGAGAUGGGGAGGAUGAGCCAGUCUAUAUAGAGAUGGUGGGCCAGGUGUUCACCAGAGACAGCCAGACGGCCACCCCCCACCCUGUCACCCCUGUGGCUACCACACCAGAUUCUGACUCAGAUCAGAGUGAGGCAAUCUAUGAGGAGAUGAAAUACCCGCUGCAAGAGGACAGAGAGUCCCAGAGACACUUCCUUCCCAAACAUGAGAAACUGAAAUCCUCUAAACACUUCCAUGUCACUCCCUCCUCCUCCUCCAGCAGCUCUUCUUCUUUGCCGCGGCCCUCCUCUUCCUCUCCUUCGUACUCCAAACCCAAAGCUACCGUGUCAAUUUCUCAUUCGUCUCCUCUGCCUUCCUCUGCAUCCUCCACCCCUGUUCCCCAGGUCCUCUCCUCCAGUCCACACACCCCACGUGCCCCUACUCCCUACCUGCUGCAAGGGAGUAAAUCCGAGGUUGAGGGAAACACAAAGAUUCCAGCUCCUUUCCCCAAUCUUCUACAGCACCGGCCCCCACUGCUUGCCUUUCCCCAGCCCGCAGCGGCCUCCAGCGGGGUUGGAGUCCAAAACAAGGGGUCUGCUUCUGUUAAAAUGGGAACUCAAACAUCCAGUGUGACGACUCAAGUCAGCACCUCCUCCUCAACUUCUUCUAAUGUUCCUGUGUGUCUGUCAGGCUCAAAGGAGUCAUCAGGAGGAAGCACAACCCAACAGGACAAACACAGCAGAGAGACACAGCUUGGUCCUGCUCCUGGACUUAGAGCCAGGAGUCACUCCACGCCCCUGCCUCCAUCCUCCAAAUCCACCUCUCCUUUCUCCCAUCACCACCACCACCCACACCAUCGCCCCUCACAUUACCAUCACUAUCGUAAGCCUGAGAGAGGAGACUCCCCUGCUCCAACCAAGAGCCCUUCAAACCAGGCCACAGUCCAGACACAAACCUCAAGUACAAGCAAGGAAGGCAAGUCAGUUAGCUUCCUCUUGAAGUCUGAUAAAGGAGAGAGGGAGAAGGAUAGGGACAGGGACAAGGACAGGGAAAGGGAGCGAGAAAGAGAGAGGGAUGGAGGUAGAGACAGAGACAAGGAGAAAGACAAGGACAGAGAAAGAGACCGGGACAGAGAUAGAGACAAGGAGAGGGACAGAGAAAGAGACAGAGAAAGGGAUAGGGACGGAGGGCCGCACUCCUUACAGAUGGAUACUCCCACAAGCAGCCAAACAUCUCAAGGCAGCACCAGCUCAACCCCUACGCCGUUAUCUUCAUCUCAGCGUCCUCAUUCACGCCCACAUCUCCGCUCUCACACUCCUCAUGGCCUACCAGCAUACAAGCCUCCCUCUUCAGACAGCCCCCUGCUGUGGACCUACCCCUCUGGUGGCUUCCGGAGACCGCCAGCUUAUGAGAGUUUGAGAGGAAGCUCUCAGACGCCUUCACUGCAACAGCCCUCAAGUCUUACCGGUGUAGGUGAGGGGGCAUCCAAGAGUAAUGGAGGAUCUACAUCCCUCCAGUCAAAAGUUGGGUUCAUGCCCUGGGACAGCAGUGCCAGUUUAUUUGCAGAUGAGGUGUCUUACUGGCCUAUGCAGAGAAAACUGUCCUUCAGCCAUGGGAGCAGAGAGACAGAGAAGGAUGAAGGGCGUGUGUGGAAUGGCAGUGCUGAUGCCCUAUUAAGGGUGGAUAAAGAGGAGCUAGGGGUGGGGUCUCGAGGCGGACACUCAGGCAUCCCGGUCUAUUUCAGUGGUGCCACCAGCAGAGCCCUUGGUCACAGUGAGUCCUUGGCCGGUGUGGAUAGCAGCCCAGGAUUCAGAGCCCUACCCAGAGUAGGGCUACCUCUUCCCUGCCAGACUUUUCCUGCCUGUCGAAAUGGAGAAGUGGGGCGGCUGGGCCGCUCCUCCUCUGCUGCUGGAGUGAGACAGGUGGAUGGAGGAGACGUCCAGAGACAGAGCAGUCUACCAGCACGAGACGCCCUGAAUCAGCUGCAUGGUCUGACCCAGCCUCAAGUGUCAGCUCCAGUUAAAGCAGCAGCUCCAGCAGCUUCAGCAACAGCACCACCUGCAGUUGCAGUUCCAGCAGCUUGCCCAGCUGGCACAGGGACAGUCUCCUGUCAGCGGAGGCACUACCCCAUCCACAAUGCAGACCCAGAGAGACGGCAAGCUGCUGGAAGUCAUCGAGCGUAA
Monopterus albus (swamp eel) is the source of this 3100-nucleotide messenger RNA. RefSeq names its product neuronal tyrosine phosphorylated phosphoinositide-3-kinase adaptor 1 (gene nyap1). The transcript is spliced from 7 exons. The record is from RefSeq and is a predicted model, not a curated record. NCBI's taxonomy places the organism in Eukaryota, Metazoa, Chordata, Actinopteri, Synbranchiformes, Synbranchidae. Bases 398 to 3100 code for a protein of 900 amino acids. Gene Ontology annotation, biological process: phosphatidylinositol 3-kinase/protein kinase B signal transduction; neuron projection morphogenesis.